CAAAUGGCUAUAUACAAUAUAAUUAUAGUGGUAGCAACAACAACUCGACGACCUUGUUCUUUGAACAUGCUUUAUUACUUUUGUGUUGGACUACUAUUAUAACAUCUAUUAGAAGUGGGAUUACAUUUAGGGAAAAAGUUUUAUCAACACACAUUAUCUGUUUAAUUAUUCUUUUCAACCUUUUAAUACAAACUAUUCGCGAAGAUGUCAAACAGCAAUGAACAGCAACCACAGCCUACAGGAGCUUUGGAUGCUGUUUUUGUACAAUCAGUAGAAAUGCCCGAUGAUUCUGUCUUGAUUCAAGGACCUGACUUCAAUAAGAAGCUGUCACUUUCAGACCUGUUGAACAGCUACAAGAAAAUCGGAUACCAAGGAAGUAGUCUUGGUGAAGCCAUUGAAAUUGUUAAAGAAAUGAGAAGAUGGCGUCUGUCUGAUGAUCCUAUCAACGAAGAUGAAGCUAAAGAAUAUCUCGACCCUGAGAAGCGUAAACAGACAAAGUGUAAAAUCUUUCUUGGAUUCACAUCCAACUUGGUCUCUUCAGGUUUAAGAGAAAUCAUCCGUUUCCUUGUUCAACACAAAAUGGUGGAUGUUCUUGUAGCUACCGCUGGCGGUGUAGAGGAAGAUUUUAUCAAAUGCUUAGCUCCCACUUACCUCGGCGAUUUCAACUUGAAGGGCAGUGAGUUGAGAAAGCAAGGUCUCAAUCGUAUUGGCAAUCUUUUAGUGCCUAACAACAACUACUGUAAAUUUGAAGAUUGGAUUAUUCCUAUUUUUGACAAGAUGUUAGAAGAACAAAAGUCUGAAAACAAAUUCUGGACACCCUCUACGAUGAUUGAAAGAUUAGGCAAAGAAAUUAAUGAUGAAUCCAGCAUUUACUACUGGGCAGCAAAGAAUAAGAUUCCAGUUUAUUGUCCUGCUAUCACAGACGGUUCUUUAGGUGAUAUGAUUUACUUCCAUUCUUAUAAGAAUCCUGGCUUAGUCGUUGAUAUUGCUGCUGAUAUCCGCGCUAUGAAUAAUGAAGCUGUGUUUGCUAAAAAGACUGGUAUGAUUAUCUUGGGUGGUGGUGUCAUUAAACAUCAUAUCUGUAAUGCUAAUUUGAUGAGAAAUGGUGCUGACUACGCAGUGUAUAUUAAUACGGCUCAAGAAUUCGACGGAAGCGACGCUGGUGCACGUCCUGACGAAGCUGUUUCUUGGGGUAAAAUUAGAGCCGACAGUCGGUCAGUCAAAGUUUAUGCAGAUGCUACUCUUGUGUUUCCUUUGAUUGUAGCUGAAACCUUUGCCAAAGAACUCCAUGAAUCUCAAUAAGCAAUUGCAGAUUGUUGUAUUGCUUUUAUUAUGUUCUGUUUAUGAAUAAGUUAUUGUAGUUUUAGAUAUUUCUUUCCUUCAUAGAUAUUAGACCGAAUAAUACUAGUAUUUGUAAUGUAUAAUUAUCUAUUUAUAAACCAUUUUUCUUCACUAAAACGUCCAGUAAUAGUCGUCUUUCUGUUUUCAAUUUGCGUAAUUCGCGCUGUGUCACGGAAAACUCAUCAAGUAACAUUUCGUUUUCUUGGAUCACAUAAUUUAACAUAGCUUUUAAUGGUAUCUCUGCUGGACUAUCAUCAGCUUUUAUCGGAUUCUGCUGCCUCUUUACUUUGCUUGCCGUUUUGACAAUUGAAUUGUUCUUUUUUCUGCUGAGGUCCGCUUUCUUUUCUGCAGGAGAGUUUCUCAAAUUACCUUCGGAAGUGAAUGAAUUAUCGUCUAUCGACCUUCCAGUUUCUGUUGAUUGCUUUCGUCUUUUGAUUGA
Molecule: messenger RNA, 1780 nt
Organism: Mycotypha africana
Lineage: Eukaryota; Fungi; Mucoromycota; Mucoromycetes; Mucorales; Mycotyphaceae
Product: deoxyhypusine synthase
Exons: 3
Coding region: 205-1302 (365 amino acids)
Biological process (GO): peptidyl-hypusine biosynthetic process
Cellular component (GO): cytoplasm
Molecular function (GO): deoxyhypusine synthase activity
Source: RefSeq, a predicted model, not a curated record